Messenger RNA from Chrysemys picta bellii (western painted turtle), 1520 nucleotides. It is a transcript of the gene WBP4, whose product is annotated as WW domain binding protein 4. Gene Ontology annotation, biological process: mRNA splicing, via spliceosome. The record is from RefSeq and is a predicted model, not a curated record. NCBI's taxonomy places the organism in Eukaryota, Metazoa, Chordata, Testudines, Emydidae. Gene Ontology annotation, cellular component: nucleus; precatalytic spliceosome. Gene Ontology annotation, molecular function: zinc ion binding; protein binding; RNA binding.
CGGCGCCCGUAGCUCCAGACCCUGUGACGGGCCAGACUGUGCCUCCGCUGAGUGUAGCAGCUCGGGGCGUUCGAAAGGGCCCGGCGCGCGGGGCUGGGAGCGGCGGCGGCGGCGGCACCCGGAGCAGAGCGGCGGCGAUGGCUGAUUACUGGAAAUCACAGCCAAAGAAAUUCUGUGGUUACUGCAAGUGCUGGAUAGCAGACAACAAGCCUAGCAUUGAAUUUCAUGAAAGGGGAAAGAACCAUAAGGAAAAUGUGGCAAAGAAAAUUAGUGAGAUUAAAAAGAAAAGUAUGGAAAAGGCAAAAGAAGAAGAAAAAAUGUCAAAGGAAUUCGCAGCAAUGGAGGAAGCUGCACUGAAAGCAUAUCAAGAGGAUCUGAAAAGGCUUGGAGUUAAGUCAGAUUCUAUAGGUCCCAGUUCAACACAAAGUAAACAGGAGGAAAAGAAAGAAAAGAAGGAAAAGAAAAAAAGAGAAAAGACACCUCAGAAGCCAUCAGAUGAAACAAAGGAAUGGGUGCAAGGACUUUCCCCUGAGGGUUACAUGUAUUACUACAAUACUGUAACCGGAGAAUCACAGUGGGAGAAACCUGAAGGAUUUCGAGACAACUCUCGAAACUCACAAAUGACAGGAGUAUGGGUGGAAGGAGUCAGUGAAGAUGGUCAGACCUACUAUUAUAAUACAGAGACAGGAGUAUCAACGUGGGAGAAGCCUCAUGGUUUUGUUUCAUCUUCGUAUGAGAGCAAUAAAGAUGACAAUCAUCCUGAAGAACACACCACAGCGGAUUCAAAGGGAUCUGAAUCAGAUGCUGAGAAGGAUGGUAAUAAAAGUGAAGUACAAAAGCCAGAAACAAACUUAAAGAUGAAAAGAGACAGCGAUGAAGAAACAGAGGAAGAGAAGCCCCCCAAAGUUAAAAAGAUAAGCCCUUAUGGAGAGUGGCAGGAAGUUAAACAAGAAACUGAUGUUGCUCAGGAUGAGGCCCCGUCAGUUCCACAAGUUACCUCCCACAAUGUAUCUAAAAAGACAAACCCUUAUGGAAACUGGGAGACAGUUACAGAAAAGGAAGACCCAUAUGAAAAAGUGGACUUAGAGCUUCCCAGUACAGAGAGUGACUAUCUCCCUCUGCCAGUGCUCCAGGUUCCAGAGGAUGCAAAAAUGAUAUUUAAAGAAAAAACAGUCACCUCCCUUGGAGACCUGACAGAAGAGGUGCCGAUCUUCAAAAAGAGAAAAUUUGAAAAUGGAAAAUCUAGAAAUUUACGACAAAGACCAACUGAUCAGUAAUAAAUUAACAAAGCAUUUUAGAUGCUGUUUAAACGAGAGAGGGUCAAAAGUUACUAUUUUAAACAAGCUUUUUUUAAAGAAAAUGUUGGUUAGAAAUUAAGAAUUUAUAGUUAUUCAAAAAUGUAUUGAAUGUGGAUUGUAAUAAAUUUUUUAUUUUUAUGUUAAUGUGAUUAUAUUUUGUUUUCUGAAUGGAUAAUUGCACAAUUUAUGCAGUGUUGUAAAUACAUUUAUUUUUUAUUUUAA